AUGCAUAUUGAUGCCAUCCACGCGUGGAUCGAUAUCAUUGAUCCUACGAGCCCUUCUACCGAUUUUACUGGCCAAACUCAGCAAAGUUCGGCAGAUACAGAUAUUUACGACGCGUUGUUGAAUAAGGCCAAGCGGAAGCUACCCAGCCCUUCCAUGUCGAGCCCAUCGAAACGCCCGCGAGUGGAAGACUCUGAUCCUUUUGUUGACUCCGAUACAACACCACGACGACCAGUUACCAAUGCAUCCGACAGUAUCCUCUAUAAUUCAGCACCCUCAUUUGACAUCCCAGGUUCUACCGCCCACUCGACAGCGCCUACAUCUAUUUUCACAGAGAUCCUCGCCUCCCGACCGCAUUUUGCCAACCAACAAUCCCGACAACCACGAAGUCUAUCACCCUCAAAGCAAUAUCAAAAAGGAAUGACUUACUGA
Fusarium keratoplasticum is the source of this 429-nucleotide messenger RNA. RefSeq lists its product as uncharacterized. Lineage: Eukaryota; Fungi; Ascomycota; Sordariomycetes; Hypocreales; Nectriaceae. Bases 1 to 429 code for a protein of 142 amino acids. The transcript has a single exon. The record is from RefSeq and is a predicted model, not a curated record.